Messenger RNA from Paramuricea clavata, 496 nucleotides. The record is from the annotation of a GenBank genome assembly. Lineage: Eukaryota; Metazoa; Cnidaria; Anthozoa; Malacalcyonacea; Plexauridae.
AUGGACAAGGGUUGUUUGAACGGUGUUAUUUUUCUGGAUCUCAAAAAAGCGUUUGACUGCGUUGACAACCAUAUAUUAACUAAGAAAGUGCAUAUCUAUGGAAUAAGAGGACAUACACUUGCAUGGUUUCGAUCUUAUCUUACAAAUAGGACUCAAAUCUGCAAGGUCAACCAAGCAAUGUCUGAGGCAAGGACUGUUAAAUGUGGCAUACCUCAAGGUUCAAACCUAGGCCCACUGCUGUUCUUGCUUUAUAUAAAUGACCUACCAAAUUGUCUGAGUCUGUCUUCAGCAAGCAUGUUUGCUGAUGACACAAACAUCUCAACUCACGGUGAUACUGGCAAUGAAAUACAAGAACGCUUAAACGCAGACUUAGAAAAUGUGCAUCAAUGGCUACUUGCAAACAAACUUACACUCAACAAACAAAAAACUGAAUAUAUGAUUAUCGGCUCACGACAACGUAUAUCAAAUAAAAUAGGGGAUCCUAAAAUUGAACUCG